AUGGUGCUUGAGUUCCGUGAGAUGCUCGGGCGGCAUGGGGGCAGGGAGAUGGCGCAGGUGGUUGAGGAGACGGUUGUGCAGUGGGGGUUGGAGGGGCGUUGUCUUGGUUUCACGACAGACAACGCCUCUAGCAACAUUGCCACCUUCAGGCGGAUGUCGGAGGAGGGUGGUGGUCAGUGCUUCUUCAACUCGUGCAUGCACUUCCGGUGCUUGGCACACGUGAUAAACCUUGCAGUGCAGGCAGCACUGUCUGGCUUGUUGAAGACCGACAAGAAGAAGGUGGAGAGUCUGCGCCUGACAGACGCAGACUGGGAGACCCUGCAGGCGGUGAAGACAUUCCUAAGCCCCUUCGCCAAGCCGAUGAUCGUGGCGGCGCUGAGCCACUUGAAGAAGUACGUGUACAUCACCAGCAACGAGUACUGGAUCGCCACCUUCUUGGACCCAUCCAUGAAGGCGGCGUGGUUCGACGACGCGCAUUGGGAGAAGCUGCAUCCCGAGACCGAUAGGAGGGUGAGGCCGCAUCCAGCGUCUGGCGAGGUGAUCAAGCUGGUGCGCGACCGCGUGGCCGAGUACCAGGCCCGGGCUGCAGAGCUUGCUCCACGGCCGACCCCACUUGCCCCCGUUGCGGAGGAGGGAGACGAGGCGGAGAACGACGAUGAUGCGCAGUUUCUCCCUAGUCGCCGACGACUUGCGGCGCGUCUGUCGGCGAGCCAGGAGGCGGGGGGGGGUGGGAUGGUGUAG
This is a messenger RNA of Closterium sp. Naga37s-1, 741 nucleotides long. NCBI's taxonomy places the organism in Eukaryota, Viridiplantae, Streptophyta, Zygnematophyceae, Desmidiales, Closteriaceae. The record is from the annotation of a GenBank genome assembly.